GCUGCUAUAGUUAGCCCUUGGCACGUCACCCCUCCCGGCUCCCCCCGGGAGCUCUAUAUAACCCCAGGGGGAUUGGCAGGGCUCCCCAGCCUGCCCUGCUCCCCCACCAGCAGAGACUCCCAACAGCAGCCCCUGCCCGCCUGCGGAGAGGAGAUGGCACCCAAGAAGGCCAAGAGGAAGGCAGCGGAAGGCAGCUCCAAUGUCUUCUCCAUGUUUGACCAAACCCAAAUCCAGGAGUUCAAAGAGGCCUUCACCGUCAUUGACCAGAACAGAAAGGGUUUGUCUGGGCAGGGCGGGAAUAACGAGACAUACCCUCCCUUGCCACCCUGGGCAGGUCGCCUGAACGUGAAGAAUGAGGAGCUGGAGGCCAUGAUUAAAGAAGCCAGUGGCCCCAUCAACUUCACCGUCUUCCUCACCAUGUUUGGGGAGAAGCUCAAGGGUGCUGACCCUGAGGACGUGAUCAUGGGGGCGUUCAAGAUCCUGGACCCUGACGGCAAAGGAUCCAUCAAGAAGCAGUUCCUGGAAGAACUUCUGACCACCCAGUGCGACAGAUUCACCCCGGAAGAGAUCAAGAACAUGUGGGCAGCUUUUCCUCCAGAUGUGGGUGGCAACGUGGACUACAAGAACAUCUGCUACGUCAUUACACACGGUGAAGACAAAGAAGGAGAGUAAAUCCAUCAGGCCUCCCCCAAUUCCCCUGCCCGCCAUCUAGGGGGCUGGCACUGUGGGAUCCCAUCCACCCACACCCCCCAGGUCCGGGGCAUCUCCCCCACGACACCAAAUCAUCCGUUUUGGACCCCCCAUCCCCCGCUGCAGACACUGGUCUUAUUUAUUGUGAUUUUGGGGUGGGGAGCUGGGUCCCACAACCCUCCCCUUCCUCACCCUGCAGCCAGAGUCUUAAGGAACUGGUCAGGGCCCGUAUCAGGAAUUGAGAAAAAAAUGUUGCAAUAAAGCUGAGAAAACCUGUUUUUAACUCU
This is a messenger RNA of Pelodiscus sinensis (Chinese soft-shelled turtle), 977 nucleotides long. NCBI's taxonomy places the organism in Eukaryota, Metazoa, Chordata, Testudines, Trionychidae. The record is from RefSeq and is a predicted model, not a curated record.